Knipowitschia caucasica is the source of this 4155-nucleotide messenger RNA. NCBI's taxonomy places the organism in Eukaryota, Metazoa, Chordata, Actinopteri, Gobiiformes, Gobiidae. The record is from the annotation of a GenBank genome assembly.
AUGCUCGACCCGUCGUCCAGCGAGGAGGAGUCUGAUGGGAUGGUGGAAGAGGAGAGUAAAGAGGCGAAGGCUCCUCAGGCCGGCUCCCGCGUCUCCCCCAGCAGGACCAGCAACAGCUCGGGUGGUCUGGCCCCCAGCAGCGGCCGCAGCAGCGCUCGCCCGACCAGCCCGAGCCCCUCAGCUGUAAGUGAGGAGAAGGAGGACCUGCAGAUGCUGCAGCGAGAAGAAGAGGACCGCAAGAAGAAGCUGCAGUUGUAUGUUUUUGUCAUGCGGUGCAUCGCGUACCCUUUCAACGCCAAACAGCCCACAGAUAUGGCUCGGCGACAGCUGAAGAUCACCAAGCAGCAGCUUCAGCAGACCAAGGACCGCUUCCAGGCCUUUCUCAACGGAGACACACAAAUAGUGGCGGAUGAAGCAUUCAUCAACGCUGUGCAGAGUUACUCCGAGGUGUUUCUAAAGAGUGACCGCGUGGCCAAGAUGGUGCAGAGCGGCGGCUUCUCAGCCGGAGAUUUCAGGGAAGUGUUCAAGAGGCACAUCGAGAAACGUGUUCGCAGUCUGCCAGAGAUCGACGGCCUGAGCAAAGAGACCGUGCUCAGCUCGUGGAUGGCGAAGUUUGACACCAUCUACCGCGGAGACGAAGACCCCCGCAAGGCUCAGCAGCGCAUGACGGCCAGUGCUGCCUCCGAGCUCAUCCUCAGCAAGGACCAGCUGUACGAGAUGUUUCAGAACAUUCUGGGCAUCAAGAAGUUCGAGCACCAGCUGCUGUACCAGGCCUGUCAGUUGGACAACUUGGACGAGCAGGCAGCACAGAUCCGCAGAGAGUUGGAUGGGCGUCUUCAGAUGGCGGACCAGAUUGCCAGAGGAGGCAAGUUUCCUAAAUUUGUGUCCAAAGAGAUGGAGGCCAUGUACAUCGAGGAGCUGAAGUCGUCCGUGAACCAGCUAAUGGCCAAUCUGGAGAGCAUGCCCGUGUCGAAAGGAGGGGAAUUCAAGCUGCAGAAGUUGAAGCGUGGACACAAUACCUCCAUCAUCGACAUGGGCCAGGAGGACGAGAACACGCUGUCCAAGUCCGACGUGGUGCUGUCCUUCACACUCGAGGUGGUGAUCAUGGAAGUACAGGGGCUCAAGUCACUGGCCCCAAACCGUAUUGUGUACUGCACCAUGGAGGUGGAGGGAGGAGAGAAGCUGCAGACCGACCAGGCCGAGGCAUCUAAACCCACCUGGGGCACACAGGGGGACUUCACCACCACGCACCCGCUGCCCGGCGUCAAGGUGAAGCUGUUUACGGAGAGCACCGGCGUGUUGGCGCUCGAGGACAAGGAGCUGGGAAGGGUUGUGCUCCACCCCACUCCCAACAGCCCCAAACAGUCGGAGCUCCACAAAAUGACUGUUACCAAGGCGUGCCCGGACCAAGACCUGCGGAUCAAGCUGGCCAUCCGCAUGGACAAGCCUCAGAACAUGAAGCACUGCGGGUAUCUCUGGGCUUUUGGAAAGAAUGUUUGGAAGCGCUGGAAGAAGCGUUUCUUUGUCCUUGUACAGGUCAGCCAAUAUACAUUUGCAAUGUGCAGCUACAGAGAGAAAAAGUCUGAACCACAGGAGCUUCUCCAGCUCGAUGGUUACACUGUAGACUACAGUGACCCACAACCAGGUUUGGAUGGGGGCAGAGCCUUCUUCAACGCAGUGAAAGAAGGCGACACUGUCAUCUUCGCCAGUGAUGACGAACAGGAUCGCAUCCUGUGGGUCCAGGCCAUGUAUCGCGCCACGGGCCAGUCCCACAAGCCUGUUCCGCCCACUCAGGUCCAGAAACUCAACUCCAAAGGUGGAGUCUCUGCCCAAAUGGAUGCUCCCAUUUCACAGUUCUCUGGACUCAAGGAUGCUGACAGAGCUCAGAAACACGGCAUGGAUGAGUUUAUCUCGGCUAACCCCUGUAGCUUUGACCACGCCUCCCUUUUUGAAAUGGUGCAGCGGCUCACAUUGGACCACAGACUCAACGACACCUUCUGCUGCCUGGGAUGGUUCAGCCCGGGCCAGGUCUUUGUGCUGGACGAGUACUGUGCCAGGAACGGGGUGAGAGGCUGCCACAGACACCUGUGCUACCUGCGGGACCUGCUGGAGAGGGCAGAGAAGGGGGCCAUCAUCGACCCCACUCUGCUGCACUACAGCUUUGCUUUCUGUGCGUCCCAUGUCCAUGGGAACAGAGAGGGCAGCUACUGGGGGCCGCUGGGCUAUGAGGCCCUCCUGUCCCCAAAGAGCAGCCCCAGCCCAGACCCCAGCUCUGCCACAUUACCGGCACGCAUGUUCAAGUUUAGAAAGAGAAAGGAUCUCAAAUUUCCUUUCUUUCAAGUUCCCAAAAGGCCCGACGGGCUCAGCACAGUCGUCGUAGACGAGAAGGAGCGCUUUGAAGACAUCAAGGAGCGGUUGCGUGUGAUUUUGGAAAACCAGAUUGUAAAUUUCAGAUAUUUUUUCCCCUUUGGUCGUCCGGAGGGGGCUCUGAAAGCAACUUUAUCUUUGCUAGAGAGGGUCCUCAUGAAAGACAUAGUGACCCCAGUUCCACCAGAAGAAGUGAAAGGUGUAAUCCGUAAAUGUUUGGAGCAGGCAGCACAACUCAACUAUCAGCGGAUUAAAGAGUAUGCCACGAAUGAAGUUGAAAAAGGGCAAAAGGAUCAAAAGGAUCCAGAGAACGCAGGCCGCUUAGUCACGCCUGCCAAAAAGCUGGAGGAAACAAUUCGCCUGGCGGAGUUAGUCAUAGAAGUCCUCCAGCAGAACCAGGAACACCACGCGGAGGCGGCAGUCACAAGUUCUGCAGACCAAUCGGCUUUUGCCUGGUGGACAGACUUGAUGGUAGAACAUGCAGAGAACUUCCUGGCCCUCUAUGCCAUCGACAUGGAUGCUGCUCUGGAGAUCCAGUCGCCCGAGAGCUGGGACAGCUUCCCCCUCUUUCAGCUGCUCAAUGACUACCUGCGAACAGACUACCAUCUGUGCAACGGAAAGUUCCAUAAGCACCUGCAGGACCUGUAUGCGCCUCUGGUGGUUAGAUAUGUGGAUCUGAUGGAGUCCUCCAUCGCACAGUCUAUCCACAAAGGCUUUGACCGCGAGUCCUGGGAGCCUGUCAAGAGUUUAACAAGUAAUCUGCCCAAUGUGAACCUACCAAAUGUGAACCUCCAAAUUCCCAAAGUACCAAAUCUGCCAGUGCCAGUAGCUGGACUAUCAGUUAACCUUCCACAAAUGCCUAGCUUUUCAACCCCGUCAUGGAUGGCUGCUAUUUAUGACUCUGAUAAUGGCUCUGGGACGUCCGAGGACCUCUUCUGGAAGCUUGACGCCCUGCAGACAUUCAUCAGAGACCUGCACUGGCCUGAGGAUGAAUUUGCCAAGCACCUGGAGAGCCGCAUACAGCUCAUGUCCAGCAAUAUGAUCGAGAACUGCGUCAAGCGCACCAGGAUGGCCUUCGAGUCGAGACUGACAAAAAGCAGCAAGUCCACAGAUUUCCGCAUCUCUCCAACAUUAUGCACCAUGUUCAAUGUUAUGGUGGAUGCCAAGGACCAAUCAGCCAAGCUCUGUGCAAUGGAGAUGGGCCAGGAGAAACAGUACCACACCCAAAUUGAUGAGCUGAUUGAAGAAAGUGUAAAAGACAUGAUCCAGUUUCUGGUCGCUAAGUUUGUUGUGAUACUGGAGAGUGUCCUGGCCAAGAUUUCCAGAUACGAUGAAGGAACACUCUUCUCCUCAUUCCUCUCAUUCACGGUCAAAGCUGCCUCUAAAUAUGUGGAAGUACCUAAGCCCGGGAUGGACGUGGCUGAUGGCUAUGUGACCUUUGUGCGCCACUCUCAGGAUAUGCUUCGUGAUAAGGUCAAUGAAGAGGUGUAUAUAGAAAGGUUAUUUGAUCAAUGGUACACUGCCACCAUGAACCUGCUGGGGACCUGGCUGACCGAGCGCAUGGACCAGCAGCUGCACGUCUACCAGCUCAAGAUUCUCAUCCGGAUCACAAAGAAAAAGUACCGGGACUUCCGCCUGCAGGGCGUUCUGGACUCCACACUGAACAGCAAGAUGUACGACACGGUACGGAACCGGCUGACGAUGGAGGAGGCCUCUGCAUCAGUGAGGGAGGGGGGCAUGCAGGGCAUCUCCAUGAAGGACAGCGAUGAGGAGGAUGAUGAGGACUAG